Temnothorax curvispinosus is the source of this 1741-nucleotide messenger RNA. It is a transcript of the gene Dbp21E2, whose product is annotated as probable ATP-dependent RNA helicase DDX28. NCBI's taxonomy places the organism in Eukaryota, Metazoa, Arthropoda, Insecta, Hymenoptera, Formicidae. Gene Ontology annotation, molecular function: nucleic acid binding; RNA helicase activity; ATP binding. The coding region runs from base 62 to 1693 and encodes 543 amino acids. The record is from RefSeq and is a predicted model, not a curated record. Gene Ontology annotation, cellular component: mitochondrion. The transcript has 7 exons. Gene Ontology annotation, biological process: mitochondrial large ribosomal subunit assembly.
CCGCGUGCUUCCACGACGUUUUGUCACGUACGCACGUGUAGCGCAACUUAAUUGUCGAGAAAUGUUCUCCAGAUUUUGUAAUUUGUGUCACAGAACCCCGUACGUUCAGUUUGCGCAACUGCAAAGAUACUACAGAAAAGGUUCCAGAAGGAAAGGUAACGCCAGGUGCGUCGAGACACCAAAAGAUACAGAGAGACCAAAAGGUAUAGAAAGACAGACGCCGAUAAUCGUCGGCAGACGGAAAGAGUUAAACUUUUACGAAGGGCAAACGUAUCGUAAAUACGAACCGAUACCAUUGAUCAGCAAAGGAUGGCAUCACUAUAAAUCUAAGGGGGAUCAUUUCUUUGUAUAUCCUCUCACGAAUGUGAAAGAUGAGUCGUUUGGCGAUGAAUCGGUUAAAGACGUGGAUGAAGAAGCAUACGAUUCUUUCGAGCAUUUCGGUUUAAAUCCACAAUUGAUAGAUAUCUUGAAAAGAUACAGCAUAACGAAACCCUUGAAGAUACAGAAAAUUGGGAUACCCAAGAUAAUAAGUGGAGCCAAUACUGUCAUAGCGGCAGAGACCGGUUGUGGAAAAACAUUCACUUAUCUUCUACCCUUGAUAGAUGAAGUUCUAAGAUGGAAAGAGUUAACGGGACAUCGGAACAAUGCUCCGUUGGGACUGAUCGUAACGCCUUCUCGAGAAUUGGCAUAUCAAAUUGGGCUGGAAGCAAAAAAGAUAUGCCAGUAUCUUGGUAUUCGUACAAAAACUAUCACUGGUGGAAAAACGAAGAAAAUGAUGCUAGAUCCGCCUAUGGAAGAAGUUGAUAUCAUUAUAGCCAGUUUCGGAGUUAUCAGCAAAUUAACUACAACCAGGAUUUAUAAAUUAAACAUGGUCAGGCACCUUGUAUUGGACGAAGCGGAUGCUUUGUUCCAUGAGACGUUUGAAGACCAGCUGCGAGUAUUCUUGAGAAGGUUGCCACUUGGUUUCGUGCAAAAUGUGGAGGACAACAAACUACCAAUAAGCGCCCAAUUCACAUUGGCCUCUGCAACAAUGCCUUCAAGAAUGGCAGAGGUCCUAGAAGAUAUCAUAAAUGUGCAAUCGUUGCAACACGUAACCUCGGAUAAACUGCAUCAUAUUCUCGUGCCUCAAAAAUUUAUAAGGGUGGGACCAGGCGACAAACCGACCGAACUCCUGAAAUAUAUCAAACCGAAAGUGGCCAACAAGGAACAAGUGAUUAUCUUUAACAACAACAACAGCACUUGCAAUUGGGUCAGUAUGUUUCUGAACAACAGUAACAUACCGACGGUUCGCUUGAACGGCGACAUGCAGCUGUAUGAUAGGCAAAACAAGUACGCCAGCUUUAAAAGCGGUAAAUUCCGAGUGUUGUGCACUACAAACGCCGGAUCUAGGGGUUUGGAUACGGUGACGGUACGUCAUGUGCUGAAUUAUGAAUUUCCAACUGCAACCGCCGAUUAUAUCCACAGAUGUGGUAGAACCGGAAGAGUCGGUAGCGUCAAGGACUGCAGAGUGGACAGUUUUAUAAGCACUCCAAGUGAAAUUGCUGUAGUGCAAAAAAUAGAGAGGGCAGUACGGAAGAUGAAACCGAUACCGAUAUUCGAUCUGAAGGAGACGCAGGAAAAGGAUGACUUCUAUGAGCCACUUGGAUCGGAAAAUGAAACAGAAGUACAGGAAGAAUUUAGCAUACCGUACUGAAUCGUAUUACACGAUUGUGUAAAUAAAGAUUGUUUUAUUGCCCAAUAA